This is a messenger RNA of Aethina tumida (small hive beetle), 3035 nucleotides long. RefSeq lists its product as uncharacterized. The transcript is spliced from 8 exons. Gene Ontology annotation, biological process: protein deubiquitination. The record is from RefSeq and is a predicted model, not a curated record. NCBI's taxonomy places the organism in Eukaryota, Metazoa, Arthropoda, Insecta, Coleoptera, Nitidulidae. Gene Ontology annotation, molecular function: cysteine-type deubiquitinase activity. The coding region runs from base 162 to 2390 and encodes 742 amino acids. Gene Ontology annotation, cellular component: cytoplasm.
UGAGGUUGUUGUCAUGUCAAUCUUGUCAAUUUAAAAAUGUUAUGAGUAAUUCAAUUGUUUUUCAUUUGUUUUAUCAUAAUUUAUUUAACUUAUAUCUGCUUCAAUUUUCAAUUUGAUUCUCUCAUUACCAUCGUCGACUGACUAAACUGGAGAAUUUGAAAAUGAGUACAAAACCUGUAGAUCCAUAUAUUUGUGACAAUAUAGAAGGACUUGAUAAAAUAGUGUUAGAGCCAUUGAAAAAUAGAAAAAUAAGUAGCUCUCAAGCUACCGAAUUAGCCAAGAAAUUGUUACAUGAGUUCAAUGGUUCCCAAAAUGACCAAGAAAAGGCCUAUAUCGUUGGAAAAAGAUAUCUUCAUAUCAUUCUUCAAAUGUUUAAAACAUCUAAUGACCUUAAAUAUAUGGACAGUCGAUAUAGACAAGAAUUUAAAAAGGUACAAGCCCAGGUAGAAGAAUUAAAAGCUUCUUUAGAAAAAUACUAUACAGACAUGCAAUAUUUACACAUGGCAAAGGAAGUGAAAAUACAUGGCCCUACACCACCAACAACUGAAACCAUAGAUGAAAAGGACUUUUUUAAAGUUACAGGAAAUUUUAUAACAUGCAAGGAAUUAUUUAAUAUUUUAAACAAAUCAAACUUCAAUAUGCUUCUUAUUGAUGUGCGUCCUUCGGAAGAAUUCCAGAGUUCUAAAAUUAAGACGGAUUGUUGUAUAAAUAUUGCAGAAGAGCAAAUAACCACUGGAUUGUCAGCAAACACAUUAGGUCAGAGACUCUCUGAAGAUUUACAAAAAUAUUGGGACAAACGGGACACUUACGACCUUCUAAUACUGUUAGAUUGGAACUCAAACGCUGAAAAUGUUUGCUCCUCCAAAAUUGAAAUUUUAAGAUCGAUAAUUGUCGAUUGGGAUUUUAACCGUAAUUACAAAAGGCCACCUGUCUUUGUAAGUGGAGGAUUUAAAGAAUUCCUUGAAACCUAUCCAGCAUUGGUAACGAAUGCACAUACAUAUCUCUUUCGUAAAAAUGACGAAUUGGAUGAACUCCUCGAUCUGGAUUACGUAGAGUAUCCCAGUUAUAAAGACAAUAGUGUCACAAGUCCGGAUGAAACAAAGCCCACACUGAAUGAGUCCUUUGAUGUGACUGAAUUGAUCAAUGAUGCGAAGGAAAAUGAGGAAUCGGAGUCGUCAUCCUCAAUUGACGAGGAAAUAACGGCGCCUAAAGACGAGCCUCCUUCAUUCCCACCUCGACAACAUCAACCUCAACCUCAACCGAACGAAGAAGAGGUUCAGAAUGCAAUAGCCGAGGAAAGAAUGAAAAUGUUAAUAGAAGCGAGAUCUAAAAAGCCUUCUUCAAUUUCUAAUUCCGUUCCCAUAGUUGGUCCGGACAGUGGAAAAUUACAAAACGCGGAACAAAAAGGAAUUCCACAUCGACCUACAAUAAACAGAACAGUUAAACCGUCUGUGCUUAAGACUACCGGUCGUACAGGUUUAAGGAAUAUUAGAAAUACCUGUUAUAUGAAUGCAGCCUUUCAAUGUUUUAGAGUUCUUCCUAUAAUUAAACACAUGUUUUUAACAGGUCGUUAUAAGAAAUAUGUGACCACAAAUAAACCUGCUAUAAUAGAAGAACUAGCCAGAUUAAUUAAUGACCUUUGGCAUCAAGAUUACACUUUUAUAUCACCUACUGAACUCUAUGCUAAAAUAUGUUCCUUGGACAAAAUGUAUAAGCUUGGCAACCAUGAAGACUCAAUGGAAUUUUUUACAUUUUUGUUCUCAAAAAUAAAUGAAGAUUGCAUGGAAGAUAUGAAAAGAACUGAUGUAUUGACGCCAAAACUACAGGCAAAAAUGGUACAGUUGAUGGGGAAAACGUCCAUCUUUGUAGAUUUGUUUUAUCAUCAAAUCAGGAAUAUUAGAAUCUGCCAAAACUGUAACAACAAGGACUUCAAUUUUGAAAUUGAUAAUACUCUAAUGUUGCCGGUACCGGACCGUAGCUGUAGUAUAAACCAUCUAAUUGAGGAUUACUUCAAGGACUACACAAUCCAGGACUAUGUGUGCGUAAAGUGCACAAAAUGUGUCAUUAACAGAAGAGAAGUCACAGAUCCUCCAAAAAUUCUCAUAUGUGUUCUAAAAAGAUACAGCCAACUUUAUGAUUCUGGAAAUUAUAUAAAAAAUGAAACGCUUAUUUAUUUUGAUCAACAGUUACAGUUUGGCCAGUGCAGCUAUAAACUGUAUUCAUUUGCUAUGCAUCAAGGAAGCUUAAAAUCCGGUCAUUACACUGCUGCGGGCAAAAUCAACAACGAGUGGUAUGAAUUUAAUGAUGAACGUGUCACCAAGAUGAACAUAUACACGGAUUACGUAAGGGUCAAAGUGUGUGCACUAUUUUACCACAGAGACGACGAUUAAAAUAAUAAUAAUAUUUACUAAUAUGUGAUAUGGCCUGAGAAGUCCUCAAAUGCUUUAAUAUCUUUUGUUUUUAGUCAUAUAAUAUUUUUAUAAAAUAUUUAUUUGGAAAAGAUGAUGAUGAUUAUUAUAUUGUUAUUUUAAAAAGAGCUGUUACGAAUAUUUUAAUAUGCAUGUAUGUCUCCGACAUUUCGUUUAAAUAAUUAUGUAAACAGGUAGUAACGAAAAUAUUUCAUAUAAGUGUGUGACAAGUAUUAUUUUAUUCGAUUUCUACUUCUGUUAAACAUUCCGAAGUUGAAAUUAUUUAUAUAAUGUGCAACGGAUGAUGAGAAAUACAUAUUGCUUGCUACUGUAUAUCAGUAGUGUAGUGUUUUUUAUUUUGUGCCUUAGACAGGACGAUUAUUGAUUCGUCGUGGCCUUAAAUACGUCGUUUAGUUUUAAUUCACUUACUCUCUUUCUCUCAGACGUCAGUUCCCCUCAAUGGAAUGGAGGAAAAGAAGCCCUAUGAUGAUUUCUAAUUGGAUAUGUAUAAUACGGCGAUUUAGUAAAUUCUAAUAUACAAUCUUAAAAAUCUGAUCUAGCUAAGUGCAGGGAAAUAUCCACAUCCGGUUUUCAAUUGUUUUCAAUAAAUUUCUUAUGAAUAACAUA